Molecule: messenger RNA, 1633 nt
Organism: Musa acuminata subsp. malaccensis (wild Malaysian banana)
Lineage: Eukaryota; Viridiplantae; Streptophyta; Magnoliopsida; Zingiberales; Musaceae
Source: RefSeq, a predicted model, not a curated record
AUCUCAUCUCUCGGUUCACUACUCGUGCAAGUGUAGCUACCAUGGCUGGUAGAACAGCGCGUGUGGAGCUCUGCGCUCUUGCCUUCUGUGCUCUCCUCAGCCUCCAGCUCGCCUUGGCCUCUAGAUCCCUGUAUGGAACUGGAGCCGGAGGUGGAGGUGGAGGCGGCGGCGGUGGGGGCGGUGGAGGUGGUGGUGACUCUGGAUAUGGUUCAGGUUACGGCUCCGGAUAUGGUGAGGGCGGCGGUAGGGGGAGUGCGGGAGGGUAUGGUAGAGGAGGAGGAGGUGGAGGCGGCGGUGGCGGGGGAGAAGGAGGAGGUGAAGGCGCUGGCUCCGGUUCCGGGCAUGGCUAUGGCUCUGGCUCUGGAUAUGGUGAAGGUGCCGGUGGUGGGAGUGCUGGUGGAUACGGUAGAGGAGGCGGCGGAGGUGGCGGCGGGGGAGAAGGGGUUGGUGAAGGCUCGGGAUAUGGGUCUGGCCAUGGCUAUGGAUCCGGCUACGGCGCUGGUGCUGGUGGCGCUCAGGGUGGAGGUUACGGGAGUGGUGGAGGGGGUGGAGGUGGCGGUGGAGAGGGCUCGGGCUCGGGCUCCGGCUCCGGCGCUGGUUCCGGCUCAGGCUACGGUAGCGGAGGAGGAAACGGUCACUACGUGCUGGUGGAGGGAGUGCCGGAGGAUACGGCAGAGGCGGAGGCGGAGGCGGAGGAGGUGGUGGUGGUGGCGGAGAAGGGGGCGGUGAAGGCUCGGGAUACGGCAACCAUGGCUAGUAGAACUCGUGUUAGGCUUUGUGUUCUAGGCUUCAUUGCUCUCCUUAGCCUCCAGCUCGCCUUCGCCGCUAGAUCUCUGGCUGGAGUUAGCGCCGGAGGUGGCGGAGGAGGAGGAGGUGGAGGUGGAGCUGGUGGCGGUGGCUCUGGAUAUGGUGAGGGUGCCGGUGGGGGGAGUGCGGGAGGGUCUGGUAGAGGGGGCGGUGGUGGCGGUGGCGGUGGAGAAGGGGGUGGUGAAGGAUCUGGUUUUGGCGCCGGACAUGGCUAUGGGUCCGGUUAUGGGGCAGGUGCCGGUGGUGGGAGUGCUGGAGGAGGAGGCGGUGGCGGCGGGGGAGAAGGCGGAGGCUCAGGCGCCGGCUCUGGGUAUGGACAUGGCUACGGCUCCGGGUAUGGUGAAGGUGCUGGUGGCGGGAGUGCCGGAGGAUAUGGCAGAGGUGGCGGAGGCGGCGGUGGUGGCGGCGGAGGGGAAGGUGGUGGUGAAGGCUCUGGAUACGGUUCUGGUCAUGGCUAUGGAUCCGGCUAUGGUUCUGGCGCUGGCGGCGCUCAAGGUAGAGGCUAUGGAAGUGGUGGAGGGGGUGGAGGUGGUGGUGGAAUGGGCUCCGGCUCCGGCUCCGGCUCUGGCUACGGUUCUGGUUAUGGUUCUGGGUACGGCGGCGGCGGCGGCGGAAAUGGCCACUACUAGAUUUAGUUCUAUAUACCAUUAAAUUACGUGCAAUAAGAGCUCUGUUGCUGUAUCAGUAAAACUUAUUAUGACAUGUGCUGAAUACAAAAUACGUGGGAGCUUACUUGCUAAUGCAAAUAAUAACUUCAUGUUGGUAUAGCUUCUUGCUUGGAUUUAUAUGGGAAAUUAUAUUAUGACAGCUUAAUAUAUAUUUGGUA